AUGAUCAUCGCAGCCCUUUUCAACCGGCCAUUCUAUGGUUCUAUGAUUCGGGGUGCUGAGGUGGCAGGGAUGCUGAGAAAGGCGGGAUGUUGGGGUGCCUGGGGAUGGGGGAGGUGGGUGCAUUAGGGCGCCGGUGCCGGGGCUGAGGUCCUGGAGGUGCAGCGCUGUGCUGCUGGGGCGCCGAGGGAUGGAGGGAUGCGCAGGGUCCCUGUGGUGGGUGCUGGGGUGCUCAGGAAUCGCGACACCCUUUGUCAGCACCGUCCGCCCCGCAGCGCCCGAUGCCCGUCCCCACCCGGCGCCAUGGCCGAGAGCAAGAUCGCGGGGCUGUACGACCUGGAGCGCACGCUGGGUAAGGGCCACUUCGCCGUGGUGAAGCUGGCCAGGCACGUCUUCACGGGGCAGCGCGUGGCCGUCAAGGUGAUCGACAAGAGCAAGCUGGCGGGUGAGGCGGCGGGGCAGCUGCUGCAGGAGGUGCGCUGCAUGAAGCUGGUGCAGCACCCCAACGUGGUGCGCCUCUACGAGGUCAUCGACACCCACGCCAAGCUCUACCUCAUCCUGGAGCUGGGCGACGGCGGCGAUAUGUUUGACCACAUCAUGAGGCACGAGGGCGGCCUGGCCGAGCCCCGCGCCAAGCAUUACUUCGCCCAGAUCGUCCACGCCAUCUCCUACUGCCACAAGCUGCACGUGGUGCACCGCGACCUUAAGCCCGAGAACGUGGUCUUCUUCCAGGAGCAGGGGGUGGUCAAGCUGACGGACUUUGGCUUCAGCAACCGCUUCCAGCCCGGCAAGAUGCUCACCACCAGCUGUGGCUCGCUGGCAUAUUCAGCACCGGAGAUCCUGCUUGGGGAUGAGUACGACGCUCCAGCUGUGGACAUCUGGAGCCUGGGGGUCAUCCUCUACAUGCUGGUAUGCGGACAGCCGCCCUUCCAGGAGGCCAACGACAGCGAGACGCUCACCAUGAUCAUGGACUGCCGUUACACCGUGCCCCCGCACGUCUCCGCGCAGUGCUCCGACCUCAUCUCCAGGAUGCUGCAGCGGGACCCCCGGCAGAGAGCCUCCCUGGAGCAGAUCGAGGGCCACGCGUGGCUGCAGGGGGUGGAUCCGUCCCCCGCCAGCCGCUGCCUGCUGCCCCUUACCUCGCACAAACGCGUGUCCCAGGAGGAGCACGAGAUCAUCAUCCAAGCCAUGACGUGCGGGCACAUCGCUGACCGCGACGCCAUCCAGGAGGCGCUGGAGGCCGACCGCUACAACCACAUCACGGCCACCUACUUUCUGCUGGCCGAGAGGAUGCUGCGGGAGAAGCAGGAGGAGCAGAGCCGCCGUCAGAGCCUCCUCUACGACCUGGCCAAGCAGGUGCAAAGCAGGACCGACCUCUCGGACACGUUCGGCCCCGGGGGUGGCACUGCGGGCUGUCAGCCCGUAGCAGAGGUUCCUGGUAGCUCCCAGCCCAGCGGCGGGGACGGCAGCCGCGGCCGUCAGGCCCCCCGGUUGCUGCUGAAGGCUCCCACCAUCGAUACGGCCAUCACCAAAAGCACCCCGGCCCUGCAGCAAAUCUGCGAGGAGGAAGAAGAGGAGGAGGAAGAGGAGUGCAGACCCAGCGUGAUGGAGAGGAAGAGCAGCUCCUUGAACCAGGAGCAGAUGCGAGAUUUCCUCCGUGCCGGGGCCCGUCGGCCGCCGUGCCGCGGGGAGGUGCUGGGCUGGGGGGCCGAGCCGGGGGGCCGGGCGGGGUACCGGGCCGCCAGCGGAGCCCGAGGGCCCCCGGAGCCGCGGGGGAACAGGAGGGGCGGCGCGGGGACCCCCGAGGGCAGGGAGGGCUCGGGGCGUCCCGGGGAAAGGGGAGGCGUCCCCGCAGCCUCCCCAGAGCCGAAGGAGAAAUGCCCCGGGGUCCCCAGGGGGGCGGGGGGCAGCGAGGGGGAGGCGGAGAACGUGAUAAAGCUGGACCCGGGUAAAGGCAAGAGCGGCAGCCUGAGGGAGCGGCUGAUGCAGUUCCCGCUGUGCGAGAAAGCUCUGGCCUUCAAGAUCCACCCCGGCCCCAAGGAGAGCCUGCUGUCCCUGGGGCAGUUCAACUGCUGCCACGUCAUUUAGCCCCGCGGCCGGACGAGGGACGGCGGGCGUUUUUUAACUCCUAGAGAUGAUUUUUUUAAAUAGUCUAUUUUAAUGUAACGACAUGGAGACGCUGCAUCCCCCGCUGAGCUCCUGUGGGCCACGGCCUCGCGUCCCCAGCCUGCGCUGUUACCCCCCGCCCCCCACGACGCGCUUCCUAUUUAUUACCUCUUUGUUUUCUUGCUGGCAAGAAAUGAACGCACGAGGCGGGGGCCGCCGCUCGGCCCGGGCUGCGCUGCACUGAGUGGAUGGGAGCCGCCGGGAAGCAAAGUUCGUCGGUGCAAUAAAACCGCGCUUCGGUUUGA
Lagopus leucura (white-tailed ptarmigan) is the source of this 2408-nucleotide messenger RNA. RefSeq names its product SNF-related serine/threonine-protein kinase-like. Gene Ontology annotation, molecular function: protein serine/threonine kinase activity; ATP binding; tau-protein kinase activity. NCBI's taxonomy places the organism in Eukaryota, Metazoa, Chordata, Aves, Galliformes, Phasianidae. Gene Ontology annotation, cellular component: cytoplasm. The record is from RefSeq and is a predicted model, not a curated record. Gene Ontology annotation, biological process: microtubule cytoskeleton organization; protein phosphorylation; intracellular signal transduction.